GUUAAAACGGACAGACUAACAGCUGGCCCUCCCUCUGACACCCCUCUCGCCAGUAGUCCGCUCCCCCAGAGUCCCUCAGUCCUGGUCAGAGAGGGAACAAGCACAGGUUGCACUGAUCCAGACUGACCCCACUUACCUCUGUUAAAGGAUACUGACACAACCUGACACAUCGCAGACAGCAUGUCUCAGCAUACUCUGAUGUCAACACAGGAGAGGAAAAUGCAGGCGGCUGCUAUUUGUAGAGAGAUCCAUGCCACUGAUGAAGCAGAGAUGGAUCUAGGAAGGAAAGUUAGCGCACCAAAGGAAAUCAUGUUGGAGGAACUUUCCUUAGCAUCAAACAGGGGCUCCCGUCUCUUUAAGAUGCGUCAGAAGCGCUCAGAGAAAUACACCUUUGAAAGUAUUCAGAAUGAAGCCAACACACAGCACAGCGUAAGUGUCAUUAGUUACAGAGAACACAGAGUGCGUGGUCCAAAAGCACAGAAGAUUGAUGACAUUUCUCUGGGCCAGAGAAACAUUAUGACAACAAAUCAUGAAAAUUGUCUUGAAGUUGACCAGGCACACAAUACACUCAACCCUGAGACUAUUGCCCCAGGCUAUGGUGGUCCCUUGAAGGAUGUUCCAGCAGAGAAGUUCAACUGUACAGCAAUGCCCAAAUCCUACCAGUCCCCCUGGGAGCAGGCCCUCAUCAGUGACCCCUCUCUGGCCGAAACGCUGGUCGCCCGCAUGCCUGAACCUGAAACCAGACAUGAGAUACCUCAGUACAAGAGCUUUAACAGGGUCGCUAUUCCAUUUGGUGGCUUCGGCAAGGCACCCAAAGCCCCUGUUAAAUCUCUUGAUGUGGAUCCCGGCCACGCCAUUCCAAGUCCCAUGGCCAAAGCACCUGCCGGGCUAAAACGGCCCACCUUCAACAGAACCGCCUCAGGCUGGGUUGGUGACAGUGCUCCUCUGAAACUUCCCAGCAUCUCCCUUGAGCCCAUAUCAUCCAUGUCUUCCACAUUUAUCCCAGAGUCAGAUGACCUCUGAGCGUUAUCCUUGUUUUUGUGAACUUCAUUAUCACUGGAAUACACACUACCGGUAAAAAGUUUGGAAAAAGUAUUAAUCUAUUAUUUUAUGCCCAACAAGGCUAAUUUUUUUUUUUUUAAAUACAACAAAACAGUAAUGUUUAGAUUUUUUUAAUAUAUCUUGUA
Pimephales promelas (fathead minnow) is the source of this 1187-nucleotide messenger RNA. The record is from RefSeq and is a predicted model, not a curated record. Lineage: Eukaryota; Metazoa; Chordata; Actinopteri; Cypriniformes; Leuciscidae.